Magnolia sinica is the source of this 2151-nucleotide messenger RNA. Its product is annotated as protein CHUP1, chloroplastic-like. Bases 127 to 1971 code for a protein of 614 amino acids. The record is from RefSeq and is a predicted model, not a curated record. Gene Ontology annotation, cellular component: chloroplast outer membrane. Lineage: Eukaryota; Viridiplantae; Streptophyta; Magnoliopsida; Magnoliales; Magnoliaceae. Gene Ontology annotation, biological process: chloroplast organization. The transcript has 6 exons.
GUAGCCCCUUAACUACAGUGCUUCCUCUUGUCUGUUUGGUAGAGGUGGAUUUCUAGCUAUUUUUCGCGGAGGACAGGAGAAAAGAAGGCAAGAAAAGGAGAGUUCUUUUGCUCUCGGUUUUCAGCCAUGGUUUCUGGUAAGGUAAAAGCCGUCAUGGGAUUUCAGAAAACCCCACCAAGUUCAAAACCAGAGACUCCCAAGCAUUUCUCCUCCUCUCCCAGCUCUCAAAAAUCUCUUCCUCUUCCUCCUCCUCCUACCAAGACUGUCUUCUCUCGUUCCUUUGGCGUCUACUUCCCUCGCUCUACUCAAGUCCAGCCCCGCCCGCCCGACGCCAUUGACCUCGUUCGACUGGUCGAAGAACUUCAGGAGAAGGAGUCUCGCCUCAAAACAGAGCUCCUUGAGCAGAAGCUCCUCAAAGAGACGGUCAAGAUCGUCCCUUUCCUCGAGAACGAGAUCGCUUCCAAGGAUGCCGAGAUCGAGCGGUCGGCGCGGAGGAUUGGUAGUUUGGAAGCUGAGAAUGAGAUGCUGAGGCGAGAGGUGGAGAGCUUGAAGGAUAGGGUUGUAAGAGAAGGGGUGGAGAAUGAGAAGAAGGUGAAGGAGAUGGAGGAUGAGAUUGCAGAGCUAAAGAGAGGGAUAGAAUCGAAGGUGUUUUGUACUGAAACGCGGGAGAUUGCGGAGAUUGAUGACUGCGCGUCGUCGCCGCAGAGGUUCCAGGGCCUGAUCGACGCGUCGGCGAGGUCUAAUCUGGUAAGAAGCUCGACGAAAGGGGCGAAAUCGAACGGUGUGGAUUCGAAUCCAGAGAAAGAGAAGCUGGAGAUUACAGAUCUGAACGGAAAAGAUGUGGAGGCCGAAGUAAUGCAGCAAUCUUGCUGUAGUCGAGAGAUUUCAGAAUCGAAACCAAAACCGCCAAGAGUUCCUAAACCUCCUCCAAGACCUUCCUUUUCUUCUUCUUCUACUGCGGAUACGCUUGGGAUUGCGAAAAGCAGAGCGUCUUUGGAAAGUGCGAGCCUGACGGAAAUGCCGCUGAUUCCGCCGCCAUUUCCGGUGGUUUCUGGCGCAAAAGCGCCGAUUCCUCCCCCUCCGCCUCUUCCGCCGGCGAGGGUGAAGAAUGCCGGUGCGGCGGAGGUGAGGCGAGUGCCGGAGGUCGUGGAGUUUUACCGUUCUCUAAUGCGGAGGGAUUCGAAGAGAGAGUCCGGUGCUGGAGUGCCUGACCUCCCGCCGGCGGCGAACGCGAGGGACAUGAUCGGAGAAAUUGAGAAUCGUUCCGCUCACCUACUCGCUAUCAAAACAGACGUAGAAACCCAAGGGGAUUUCAUUCGUUUCCUGAUAAAGGAAGUGCAGAAUGCAGCCUUCACUGACAUCGAGGACCUAGUUGCAUUUGUCAAAUGGCUCGAUGACGAGCUCUCUUUUCUGGUGGAUGAGCGAGCAGUGCUAAAGCACUUUGACUGGCCUGAGCACAAGGCCGACGCAAUGCGAGAAGCUGCAUUCGGCUACUGUGACCUAAAGAAGCUCGAGUCUGAAGCCGCCUCUUUCCGCGAUGACAUACGCCAGCCAUGUGGUCCCGCUCUCAAGAAGAUGCAGGCCUUGUUGGAGAAAUUGGAGCAUGGUGUGUACAACCUCUCCCGUAUGAGAGAAGGUGCAACGACACGAUACAAAGGAUUUCAAAUCCCUUGGGAAUGGAUGCUCGAAACUGGAUAUGUAAGCCAGAUAAAGCUAGCAUCUGUUAAGCUGGCGAUGAAGUACAUGAAGAGAGUGUCUGCUGAGCUGGAAGCUGUUGGUUGUGGCACCGAAGAAGAGGAACUGAUGCUGCAGGGCGUCAGGUUUGCCUUUCGAGUGCAUCAGUUUGCAGGAGGUUUUGAUGUGGAAACAAUGAGGGCAUUUCAGGAGCUAAGAAACAACGCCCGUUCCUGUCAUCUUCAGUGCCAAAACCAGCAGCAACACAAGCUCAUUUGCAGGUCUACAUCUUGCUAACCUUUGACAAAAAAAUGCUUCUACCAACAGCAGAUUUCAUUGUAAAGAUCCAUCACGUUUUUUGAUGAAAUGCACCAUCCAUUUCAUUUUCAUGACCAUGCCACUUAACGAUAUAAAUGCAAAAAUAGAAACACUAGCAUACAUCUAAUAUAUUAUACAUAGUUCUCCAUUUCUCCGAGA